Molecule: messenger RNA, 495 nt
Organism: Dermacentor albipictus
Lineage: Eukaryota; Metazoa; Arthropoda; Arachnida; Ixodida; Ixodidae
Source: RefSeq, a predicted model, not a curated record
AUGAAGCAGCAAAACAAGAACGAGAACGAGAAGAACGAGAUCAAGAAGAACGAGCACAAGAAGAACGAGAAGAACGAGAACAAGAAGAGCAAGAAGAACGAGAACAAGAAGAACAAGAACGAGAAUAAGAACAAGAAGAAGGAGAACAAGAAGUACGACAAGAACGAGAACAAGAAGAACAAGAAGAACGAGAACGAGAAGAACGAGAACAAGAAGAACAAGAAGAACGAGAACAAAAGAACGGGAAGAACGAGAACAAUGAGAACAAGAAGAACGAGAACGAGAACAAGAAGAGCAACAAAUCCUGCUCGUAGGCAUGAGCCACAUGCCGAGGCAACAACAACGACCACAGUCAAUCGCUUCAGGUGGCGUUGUUCGGCAACAACAGGCGGCGAUCUUCGUGGCACGGGCAGCCAGUUGGACCCGGCUCGCAUGCGCCACGCGCACGAGGUGUCACGCGAGGAGAAAGAGGAAGACGUUUUGAGCCCAGUUUGA